AUGGAGGCUGGGAAGCGCAGCUCCUCCGCCGGCAGCCGGGACGAUGGCAGCGCUAACGCCUUCCCAGCCAAGCCGGCGGCCCCGGCGGAGAAAGCCCAAAGCAGCCCCGGCGGCGGGGGUAGCGGCGGCGUGAAGGAGCAUGGCAACUCGGUGUGCUUCAAAGUGGACGGCGGCGGGAGCGAGGAGCCCGCGGUGGGCUUCGAGGAUGCCGAAGGGCCCCGGCGGCAGUACGGCUUCAUGCAGCGACAGUUCACCUCCAUGCUGCAGCCGGGGGUCAACAAAUUCUCCCUCCGCAUGUUCGGCAGCCAGAAGGCGGUGGAGAAGGAGCAGGAAAGGGUUAAAACUGCGGGGUUCUGGAUCAUCCACCCGUACAGCGACUUCAGGUUUUACUGGGACUUAAUCAUGCUUAUAAUGAUGGUUGGAAACCUUGUUAUUAUACCAGUUGGAAUCACAUUCUUCACAGAACAAACAACAACACCAUGGAUUAUUUUCAAUGUGGCAUCAGACACUGUUUUUUUAUUGGACUUGAUCAUGAAUUUUAGAACUGGGACUGUAAAUGAAGACAGCUCUGAAAUAAUACUGGACCCUAAAAUCAUUAAGAUGAAUUACUUAAAAAGCUGGUUUGUGGUUGACUUCAUCUCAUCAAUACCAGUGGAUUAUAUCUUUCUUAUUGUAGAAAAAGGAAUGGAUUCAGAGGUUUACAAGACAGCAAGAGCACUUCGUAUUGUGAGAUUUACAAAAAUCCUCAGCCUGUUACGUUUAUUACGCCUUUCAAGACUGAUUCGAUACAUACACCAGUGGGAAGAGAUUUUUCACAUGACAUAUGAUCUGGCCAGUGCUGUCGUGAGAAUCUUUAAUCUGAUUGGAAUGAUGCUUCUGCUCUGCCACUGGGAUGGUUGUCUUCAGUUUUUAGUACCACUGCUCCAGGAUUUCCCACCAGAUUGCUGGGUGUCCCUAAACGGUAUGGUUAACGAUUCCUGGGGAAAGCAGUACUCAUAUGCACUCUUCAAAGCCAUGAGCCAUAUGCUUUGCAUUGGUUAUGGAGCCCGAGCCCCUGUCAGCAUGUCCGACCUCUGGAUAACCAUGUUAAGCAUGAUCGUAGGAGCAACUUGUUAUGCCAUGUUUGUUGGUCAUGCCACGGCCCUCAUUCAGUCUCUGGAUUCCUCACGGCGACAAUAUCAAGAAAAGUACAAACAAGUGGAACAGUACAUGUCGUUCCACAAGCUACCCGCUGAAAUGCGCCAGAAGAUCCAUGAUUACUAUGAGCACCGCUACCAAGGCAAGAUCUUUGAUGAAGAAAACAUCUUGAAUGAGCUCAAUGAUCCUCUCAGGGAGGAGAUUGUCAACUUCAACUGUCGGAAACUGGUUGCUACAAUGCCUCUUUUUGCUAAUGCAGACCCAAAUUUUGUGACUGCCAUGCUAAGCAAACUGCGGUUUGAGGUGUUCCAGCCUGGAGAUUACAUUAUCCGAGAAGGCGCUGUGGGUAAAAAGAUGUAUUUCAUUCAGCAUGGUGUUGCUGGUGUCAUCACCAAAUCCAACAAGGAGCUGAAGCUGACAGAUGGCUCUUACUUUGGAGAGAUUUGCCUUUUGACCAAGGGCCGUCGAACUGCCAGUGUACGAGCAGAUACAUACUGUCGCCUGUAUUCCCUCUCAGUGGACAACUUCAACGAGGUUCUCGAAGAGUACCCAAUGAUGAGAAGAGCCUUUGAAACGGUGGCAAUUGAUAGACUUGACAGGAUAGGGAAGAAGAACUCGAUCCUCCUGCAGAAGUUCCAGAAGGAUCUCAACACUGGGGUUUUCAACAACCAGGAGAAUGAGAUAUUGAAGCAGAUCGUGAAGCAUGACAGGGAGAUGGUGCAGACCAUCGCCCCGGUGAGCUUGCAGCAGAUACCUGCCCUGAACUCCAGCACCUCUGCCUCCUCAUCACGCGUCAGGACACAGUCCCCUCCUGUGUACACUGCCAGCAGCCUGUCCCAUGGAAACCUGCACUCCCCCUCGCCCAGCACGCAGACAUCCCAGCAGGCCGUUAUCCUCUCGCCCUGCUCCUACACCACUGCCGUCUGCAGCCCCCCUGUACAGAGCCCUCUGGCUGGCCGAACUUUCCAAUACGCCUCGCCAACCGCCUCACAGCUCUCCCUCAUGCAGCAGCAGCCACAGGCACCCCAGCAGCCCCCCGGGGCUGCACAGAAGAACGAGGUCCACAAGAGCACCCAGGCCCUCCACAACACCAACUUGACCCGGGAGGUGCGGCCCCUCUCUGCCUCGCAGCCCUCCCUGCCCCAUGAGAUCUCCACCCUGAUUGCCAGGCCUCACCCCACUGUGGGGGAGUCGCUCGCCUCCCUCCCACAGCCCACCCCUGGCCCCAGUGUGCCCCCGGCUGGCCGCACCACCGUCCCCCAGCGGGUCUCACUAUUCCGACAGAUGUCCUCGGGAGCCAUCCCCCCGAACCGGGGGUCUGCACCGACCCCAGCCCCUUUGCAAAGAGAUUCUUCCACAGUCUUAAGCACAGAGCCCGAGGGAGAGAAACCGCGGUUCGCGUCAAACUUAUGA
Messenger RNA from Indicator indicator, 2550 nucleotides. It is a transcript of the gene HCN1, whose product is annotated as hyperpolarization activated cyclic nucleotide gated potassium channel 1. Gene Ontology annotation, molecular function: voltage-gated potassium channel activity. The record is from RefSeq and is a predicted model, not a curated record. NCBI's taxonomy places the organism in Eukaryota, Metazoa, Chordata, Aves, Piciformes, Indicatoridae. The transcript has 8 exons. Bases 1 to 2550 code for a protein of 849 amino acids. Gene Ontology annotation, cellular component: membrane. Gene Ontology annotation, biological process: potassium ion transport; transmembrane transport.